GCAUCACUUUUUAGACUUUUCAAUUUCUAAAAGCUAUUCACUAACCCUUUUAAGUAUGUCGUUGUUGGGUUCUCAAAUCACACAUUACUGCUUGUGCUGCAUCAAACUAGGUUCAAUAAAAAACAGACAAAGUUCUUACUUCUCUAUCGUUGACAUCCUCUCAGCCACUGAAAGAUCAUGGAUCUACAGUCAUGGGAAAAUCACGAUUACUCAAACGCAUUCUUUGAAGGAGCAGUUCGUGUUUGUGAGGAAACAGUCAAAAUUCCAACAAGUUUUUAUAACACAUGGGGUAAUGAACUGAGCAAAAAAGUCAUACUUGAAGAUAAUUAUGGCAAUAUCUUCCUGGUGGACAUUGUUAUUGAUAUCAUAAAUAAUAAGGUUUCUGCUAAAUUUGGUAAUGGCAUCAAUUGUUUGAAGGCUUUCUACAACAUUAAAGUUGGAACAUUGCUUCACUUUAAAUAUGUGGGAAAAGACACAUUUAAAAUAAGGUUCUCCAUCAAUGAAACACCAAGUAACCAAUUUAUAGAAUUUCAACCAAGGAGACAAGUUGGAAGUGCUUCAAGGACUCGCAAGGCAAAUCAAAUAAUGUUAUGGGAAAGUAGAAUUUUUCAUGAACAACGCCCAUUUUGGAAAUCAUUGAUCAUUCCAACAAAUGUGGUGGAAACUGAAUUUACUAAUCAACCAUCAACUAUUAUUGUGAAGCUACCAAACAACAUGGAAGAAGAUUGGGAUAUAAUAUGGUGCAAGGAUAAACGACCAAAUUCAAGGGGUUUUUGGAAGAGGUUGGUACAACUUUGGUAGAGAGAACAACUUUAACCUAGAUGACAAAGUUCAAUUUUGGAAAGUGGAAGGAGAUGAGAGGUUAAGUGUGAAAGUAUUGCGUAUUUGAGUUGUGCUUCAUGGUUAAAAAUACUUUGCUUAAUAUUAUAAGUUAUUUAUAUGAUGUUUUGAGAAAUAUUCUGCUUGCAUCCAUACACAAGAAAGUGA
Molecule: messenger RNA, 987 nt
Organism: Cajanus cajan (pigeon pea)
Lineage: Eukaryota; Viridiplantae; Streptophyta; Magnoliopsida; Fabales; Fabaceae
Source: RefSeq, a predicted model, not a curated record